Fusarium tjaetaba is the source of this 2163-nucleotide messenger RNA. Its product is annotated as galactonate dehydratase. Gene Ontology annotation, biological process: D-galactonate catabolic process; pantothenate biosynthetic process; amino acid catabolic process. The record is from RefSeq and is a predicted model, not a curated record. Gene Ontology annotation, molecular function: 2-dehydropantoate 2-reductase activity; galactonate dehydratase activity. The transcript is spliced from 9 exons. The coding region runs from base 1 to 2163 and encodes 720 amino acids. Gene Ontology annotation, cellular component: cytoplasm. Lineage: Eukaryota; Fungi; Ascomycota; Sordariomycetes; Hypocreales; Nectriaceae.
AUGGCCAAGAUCACUUCUGUCAAGUAUUACCGUGUUAAGCCGCGAUGGCUGAUGGUCAAGGUCGUUGAUGAGAAUGGACAGUAUGGAUGGGGUGAAGCUACGCUUGAGGGACAUGAUCUUGCUGUUGAGGGAUGUUUGGAUGAGAUGAUUCCACGGAUUAUUGGACAGGAAGCAAAUGAUAUCGAAAACAUCUGGCAAACCUUCUGGCGUCAUGGGUUCUACCGCGGCGGGCCAGUAUUCAUGUCAGCCAUUUCAGGCAUUGACAUCGCAUUAUGGGAUUUGAAAGGUCGCAAUUUGAAGGUACCCAUCUACGAGCUUCUCGGCGGCAAGGUCCGCAACAAAGUCCAAGUGUACUGCUGGAUCGGCGGUGAUAGACCAUCAGAUAUCGAAGCAGCUGCAAAGAAGCGCCUUGAGCAAGGUCUCACAUGCGUCAAGAUGAACGCCACAGAAGAUCUAGGCUGGAUUGACUCCCCGUCCGCCCUCGACAGCACCGUCGAGCGCCUCAAACAGGUCAAGGCAUUAGGUCUCGACGCGGGUCUUGACUUUCACGGAAGGUGUCAUAAAGCAAUGGCGAAGCAACUUGCACGAGCUCUUGAACCUCACAGACCUCUUUUUAUCGAGGAACCUAUUCUCGUCGAACAUCCCGAGGCUAUCAAGAAGCUAUCUGACCAAACAGUCAUCCCGAUUGCCUUCGGUGAGCGCUUGUAUACACGAUGGGAUAUUAAGCGAUUCCUGGAAGAUUCAAGCGUGGAUAUUCUACAACCUGACAUCGCGCACGCAGGCGGUAUUUCUGAAACGAAGCGUAUAGCUACUAUGGCUGAAGCUUAUGAUGUCGCGAUUGCGCCUCACUGUCCGCUUGGACCUGUUGCAUUUGCUGCUUCGGUUCAAGUAGCGUUGUCAUCACCGAACUUUGCCAUUUUGGAGAUGAGCUUGGGUAUGCAUUACAACACGGAGGCCGGAGAUAUUGAUCUCUUGACGUAUCUCAAGAAUCCGAGUGUUUUUGAUCUAGAAGGCGGUCACGUCAAGGCUCCGACGGGGCAUGGCUUGGGAAUUGAGAUUGAUGAGGAGAUGGUGGCUAGGAUUGCGAAGAAGACGGAACCAUGGCAGUCCAGUGAUCAAAUCCUUCGGUCGCAACAUGCCAUCGGUCUGGUGUCGUUCUCCGACAUCCCACGAAAGCACAUGAAAUCUGGGAUGAGUGACAAAACCUUGGAAGUAUUGGUCUACGGCCUUGGAGCGAUCGGCUCGUUUUAUGCCUUCAUUCUGAGCCGUAGUGAACAUGUUCACUUGACCGUUGUCGCCCGAUCGAAUUUUGAAGUCGUUGCUGCGAAUGGUAUCUCGAUUGACAGCCAGAAUCAUGGCAAACACCACGUGAAACCUCACAAGAUCUUUCGAACUGUCGCCGAAGCUAAUCAAAAGUUCGACUUCAUCAUCUGCACGAACAAAGCAGUCGAUCAGCUCAGCACUGCUGCUGAUAUUGCUCCCGGCGUUGGCGAUAACACCUCAAUUGUCAUCAUCCAGAACGGUGUUGGCAAUGAGGAUGCAUUCCGUGAAAAGUUCCCGAGUGCAACCAUCAUCUCAUGCGUGACUUGGGUGGGCGCAAGGCAGCCAGAGCCUGGGUUCAUAAAUCAUACGACAUCCGAGGAUAUGCAAGUUGGGUUGUACCCAAACAAAGCGGGCGACGCAUCACAAGAUACCCAACGUCUCGCUCAAUUUGAAUCACUUCUGUCUAUCGGAAAAACCAUCUUCCAGAUCGUUCCCAACAUCCAGGUUCAGCGAUGGGAAAAGGUCGUUUGGAACGCAGCGUGGAACUCACUUACUGCCCUUACACUUAUGGACACGCAUGCCUGGCUCAGCUCAUCCGACCUGUCGACUCCCAUGACAAGAAAACUAAUGAAGGAGGUCAUUGAUGUUGCGAAUGCGCUUGGUGUUCCUUUGGGGUAUGAACUAAUCGAUAGGCUUCUGGAGAAGAUCUUGGCGAUGCCGCCUAUUGGGAGCAGUAUGAGGACGGAUUAUGAAAAUGGUAAGCCGAUGGAGGUUGAGGUCAUUUUGGGAUAUCCUGUUAGGAAGGGGAGAGAGCUUGGUGUCGAUGUUGCGACGAUUGAGACGUUGUACACGAUCUUGUUGGCCAUUAACAAGCGACUCAUAAGCGCGCAGGGUAAAUGA